Arabis nemorensis is the source of this 1062-nucleotide messenger RNA. The record is from the annotation of a GenBank genome assembly. Lineage: Eukaryota; Viridiplantae; Streptophyta; Magnoliopsida; Brassicales; Brassicaceae.
AUGUCUGCUACCGGUGAGAAUUCUUGUCCAAAUUUCUUGGUCUUCUCCAUGGCUCGCAGAUCUGUUUGGAUGGAUGUGUUCUCGAACUGCUCGCCGCGAGUUGCUUUGGUUUUGACCGCGACUUCCUCUCCCCUAUGGAUGAUACCUUCUCUGGCAAUGACGGAGCCUCCAGAUCCGCCUAUUCCACCGGAUCCGCCGCCUCUCUCUUGUGGAAUUACCAUCGACUUACCUCUGCAUCGUCGUACCCUGUUACUGAGCUCGUUAAAAUCAGUUUCCUCCACAUCGAGCUUGGAGAGACCACUUCCCGUUCACUGUGCUCUAAUACCAGUCUCGCCGGAAAAAGUUUGGGCUCCAAGGAGAUAUCUUUAUUCAUAUCUCAUAACUCCAAAGAAUCUAUCUAAUAUUGAGUUAAUGUUUUCUGGAUUCAAAAAUCUUGCAUCUUCUACAAUUUGGCUAAGGUCUGAUUUAUUAAGUCUCUAUGCCAUGUCUUUAACCAUACUUUCAAGCUACGUUGAUGUUCGAUAUGGCUUAGGUUUCAUGUCUAGUUUUGAUUCGACUCUUCUAGUGUGGUUUUGCUCUCAAUGGACUCGUUUCCGAUUGAGUAAAUCGUUUGCAUCAUCCUCCUCUCUUGAGGAGAGAAUCUUACCUCCAUCUUUCCUCUCAAGGAGAGGUGAUCGGUUUUCGGUAUCGAAACCAAAAAAUUUCUCCUCCUUUAUGGAGCGAGAUUUGCUAAGCUCUAUGCUAAUGGCUUUGGUCGGGCGAGCUAUGUAUGACCAUGAUAUGGUCGUGGGUUUAAAGAAAGUUGAUUUCAAGUCUGCCUCUCUCCAAAAUUCAGCAAGUCGAAGUCUCAUGGUCUGGGAUUUGGUUGUUGAUAUCUUGUUGGUUGGAUGUGUAUUGUCUGAAGCUUCGGACAAAGUUUCCAGAGUCUCGAACGUGAUUUUGGGUUCUUACGACUUUGGCUCCCUACUUAUCUCAAAAAAUGGUACAACCAAGUCUUGUAUCUCUAUUGAUUCUAUCAAGUUACUAUCUUUUUAUGCUGUAGUCUUCUUGUGGUUGUUGUAA